Molecule: messenger RNA, 2734 nt
Organism: Trichomycterus rosablanca
Lineage: Eukaryota; Metazoa; Chordata; Actinopteri; Siluriformes; Trichomycteridae
Gene: gulp1b
Product: GULP PTB domain containing engulfment adaptor 1b
Exons: 12
Coding region: 79-1173 (364 amino acids)
Source: RefSeq, a predicted model, not a curated record
GUCAGUAAUUGUAGAACUACAAGUGCUUCUAUAUGGUUGAUCCACACCAGAUCAGUCCAGCCUCUCUCUCGCUUCACAAUGAACUUCAGCAGGAGGAAAGAUAAACCUACCAUGCACAACCCUGAGGCUCUGGUGAAUAAUCAUAUAGCCUACAGUGCUAAGUUUUUGGGAAUCACAGAGGUUGACCAACCAAAAGGCACCGAUGUUGUUCGAACAGCUGUGAGGAAACUAAAGUUUCAGAGGCAUAUUAAAAAGUCAGAGGGUGAAAAAGUUCCCAAAGUUGAGCUGCAGAUCUCCAUAUAUGGUAUAAAAAUACUGGAUCCAAAAACAAAGGAUGUUCAACAUAACUGCCAGUUGUAUAGGAUGUCUUUCUGUGCUGAUGAUAAAACGGACAAGCGAAUCUUUGCCUACAUCUGCACCGAGCCUGACACCAAGAGGCACUUGUGCUACGUGUUCGACAGUGAGAAAUGUGCGGAAGAGAUUACCCUUGCCAUUGGACAGGCAUUUGACCUGGCAUAUAAAAAGUUCCUGGAGUCGGGAGGAAAAGAUGUAGAAACAAGAAAACAGAUAGGAAACUUACAGAAACGGAUUCAGGAUUUGGAAACAGAGAAUUCAAAGCUCAAAAAGCAACUCCAGGACCUGGAGGAGCAGCUCAGCUGUGCACAGUCAUCAUCCGCUUACAUGUUAUCAUCCAUGCUUUCCUGCUCUGCUGAGAAUUUCACCUCACUAUCCUCUUUCGAGAUUUCUUCCGUCACGCUAACGCCUGUCAGUUCACCUGAUUCCAACCAAUCAGUAGGCCUGCUCACGCCGCCCACUGCUAAACCGAACCUCCUUCUGCCAAUCCCUGGCUCCAGUAUUCCUCGACCUUGUGCUGGAAGUUUCCCAGUAAAAAUGCCCUCUACAGACCUAUUUGACAUGGUGCCAUUCACUCCCGAAUCUUCUGUGUUAGAGAUGCCAGUGUGUAAUGGUACACCAACUCUAACUUCACUGUCUCCCAAGAACAAAUGUAUAGAUCUGUUUGGAGCUGUUCCUUUUGACCCUUUUACCAGCAGUCCUGCAGACUACUCUCCAGAUAUCCAGUCCAAACUAGAUGAGAUGCAGGAGGGGUUCAAAAUGGGUCUGACUUUGGAGGGCACUGUUUUCUCUCUGGAUCAAGUGGACAGUCGAUGCUAAAGUCGGCAAGCAUUUGCGUUGAUGUAUAAACUCAAACAGAGAUUUUACAUUAAACUUUGUAUAAAGUAUAAACUUUAACAAAGCACUAGAACAGCGUGUACAAUUUAUUUUUAUACUGUACAAAACGAGCCUAGUGAGAUACAUGUACUUUUACUAAACAUUAAUUGAUCUGAAGUGUAUGAUUGAGGAACUGUUAGGAGAAGUCACAUGGGACCAGCCAUGACAGAGUUUGACAGAGCUUGAGAGGAUCUGCCAUAAAAUCCUAAUUCACGGAUGUGAAAAUCGCGUCACGGACCAUGAAAUGAGGCAUUUGACGUGAUAUAUGCAAUUUGCUGUAAAAUUUAGAAUGUAAGGUUUAUGUUUAGCGAUUUAACAUUAGCAUAUGAAAUAUGAGGUGCAAUAUGAGGCAGUCCUAGCAAUUAUACGGUAAUUAAGUUAGUGUAACAGACUUUUCUGUGGUGUAGUGCACUAACAAUGUUUGUUAUUUUGUCACUUUGGGGAUUCCACAGUCAGUGAAAAAGUGUGCUUCUCUACACACGUGAUCAUCUCUCUGUAGUCUGUGCUCAAAAGAACAGGGAGGGGUGUCAAAACAAACACAGUAUUUUUGUUUUAAGGUAGGCUGUGCUGUGUAUUGUAGCUUCCAUUUAUUCUAUCAUUUAAUUUAUAAAUGUUAUUUAAUGACUGCCAUGAAAUGUGGCACUUUUGUUUAAAAAUCCGUGAAUUUGUGAUUUUUGAAAAACGAGGUCCGUGAAAUUAAGCACAUUUUUCUAUGAAUUUAGUAGAACCCUAGCUGCCCAAAUCCAGGUGUGGAAAGCUUGUAGCGACCAAUCCAAGAAGACCUGUAGCUGUACUUGAUAUCAAAAGGGGUUUCAACAAAGUAUUAAAUGAAGGUUGUAAAUUUUUACAAACAUUUUAAAAACAUUUUCACAACAUCAUAAUAGGUGAUUAAGUUAGGCUUGAUGGGUAAAAUAGCAAUUAUAACCAUUGAAAAUCAAACCCACAACACAGUAAAGUGCACAAGGGGUCUAAAUGAUUUCUGAAUCCAGUUUAUGGUCAUAAUUGGUAAGCAUUUUAAUGCACCACAAGAGAAUUCUGAACUGUGUAAGUAUGUAGUGUGGAACUAUGCUGUUGCACUAAUUAGACACACUAGAUAUACUGGUUAUGUUAAGGUGUGUUUUGUAUUGAAUUUGUGUUUCUUUUAGUUCCAGAUUUUUAAAAAUAUAUUGGCUUUUCAAAAUUUAAAUUUGGGUUUCCACACUCAACUUUAAACCAAAAUUCUUAACGAGGAUUCUUUCAAGUCUGGUCCCAUGAUACUACAAGAAGAUUAUUAACAUACCUUCACUGUGUAAAUUCUUUUCUGGGCUUCAGGUUAGUCAUUGUAGUGUUUGGCAGAACACUGUACUUUAGUUGAAAAAAUACCAAGGGAUGCAGUAUUAGUAGUAGUUUUGAUGUAACUGGAGGGUCCAUAAACUGUUUUUAGAUUAAUUUUCCACUUAUUUUUUAGUCAUGUUUGCAUUUUCUACAGUAAUGCCUAAGUACACAAAAACAUCCUUCUUUAGCA